Molecule: messenger RNA, 1985 nt
Organism: Stylophora pistillata
Lineage: Eukaryota; Metazoa; Cnidaria; Anthozoa; Scleractinia; Pocilloporidae
Product: beta-1 adrenergic receptor-like
Biological process (GO): G protein-coupled receptor signaling pathway
Cellular component (GO): membrane
Molecular function (GO): G protein-coupled receptor activity
Source: RefSeq, a predicted model, not a curated record
UAUGAAAAACAUUGCCUUAAAUUAAAUACCACUUGCGAACCCUAGAGGACUACAAAUUACUUUCAAAUGCCACGGUUUGGCGCUAUAAUGGUUCUGCAUUGAUAAUGUCCAUCAUUUUAGAGAGUCGCCAUCUGUUCAAUAAUGAAUUCAAAUCUAUAAUCAACUUUGGAAAUAAUAGUCUGCCCUGCGUCGUAUCAAUUUCAUUUUACUCUAGUUUUUCUCACGAAACUAUUUACUUGUAAAAAAGACUGCCUCAGGGCAUUCGGAAACUCCUCAUCGUUUCCUACCAUUUUUCGAAUCUAAGCCGCCCGAUAUGAACACCACAAGCCCGCAAAAUUCUACUUUGGUUCAGGACUGUUCUGGUGCACUAAAAAAUGCCGAAAUAGUGAUUUUGUCAGCGAUGAACAGCGUGUUGGCGCUACUUUCCGUUGUCGGAAAUGCACUCAUUUUAGCGGCCAUUUACAGAGUUGAAAGCCAGAGGACUCCUUCCAAUGCCUUCGUUGCUUCCAUGGGGGUCGCAGACUUCUCAGUGGGUCUGUUUAUGAACCCUCUGUGGGUUGCAAAGAGUGUGUUGAAUAUCUGGAAAAGUGACAACCAGCUUUCGACUGCCAUUGAGGUCCUGACCAUGCAGACGAUCGUAGCCACUACCUUCAGCUUAUGCGCAGUAAGUGUGGAUCGCUACAUAGCGGUGACUAAAAUGCGUUACAAUGAAAUUAUGAAUUGGAAACGCAUCCGAAGCACAAUAACUUUCAUCUGGAUAUUUUCCUUGUUGUUUGCGUGCUUGCGUCUCUUCAUUACAGAUCCCCUUCAGCUACCAAAGUUAUGGCUGGCCGCGACAGUGAUCACUGUCAUAGCACCUUUAACGAUCAUCUCAAUCUGUUAUUAUCACAUCUUCAAAGCAGCAGGCUUUCAAAUGCGAAAAAUUUCAGCCUCCGUAGGGACUCGAAUUAGUGCCGAUCAAGCUAUCACGCAGCUUAAACACCGUAAGGCCGCUCUAACUAUUGGAAUUGUUGUUGGUGUUUUCACAAUUUGUUGGACCCCAAGUCUGGUGAUCUCGCUCAUUCAGUUCUUUACUACCAAUAAUUGCCAGAAAUUAAUAAUAAAUGGCUAUUGGUUUUGGGGAGCCCUGGCAGAAUUCGGCAACUCGGCUUUUAACCCUUUCAUAUAUUGCAUCAGAAGUAGGGACUUCAGGAAGGCUGUAAAGAAGGCGAUAGGUGAAUGUGUAUAUUGAUUAUAGCUUUUACCUCGGUGAAACCUAUAAUUAACAUUUAAAAAACCAGACAAGUUCGCAGUUUUAAACCAGGCUGUCGCGUAAAAAACAAUUUGCAUGAAAAAUGUGUCACUUAGAGGUUUUAAAUCGAAGUUUUAAUGAUUUUUCGUCUUCACCCCGUAACGUAUCAAAACCUCCCUUGAUAUCACCAAUGCUGACGAACGAAAUUCGCGCAAAGAGCCUCGCUAAGAUCAAUUCGAACUAGUUGUUAAAAGCUCUGGUGAAAGACGUUCAUUGGGAAAAAAUACCUUAUAUUAAGUAAAAUUGAACGGAAAAUAGAUUAGCAUAUAUAUAGUGACUAUUUGAAACUCCAAACAAAGUCCGUAAUAUAUAAAUUUCAAAAGCUAGUUUGGUUUUCUAUGCCAACAUGACAAAUUAUUUAUUCGGCAUUUUGUGAAAAAGUUUCUUAUUAUGUUUAUUGCUUGCUGAUUAGGUAAGGUGUUUAUCGUAAUAAUUUCAGUUCGUCUCCCCUCAGAUGUGCCCCAAUAUGCAAGCCAAGGUGUUCUUAAUAUAUAACAAUUUUUUUGCAUAAUGUAAGUGUCAUUAAUUGACCCCGGAACUUUUGAAACAAAAAAACAAAACAAAACAAAAAAAAAAGAAAACUAGCAAACAUCAUGCAACAAAACAUCCUUUCCCGUAUUUGCAGUUCUACUUCUCAAUAAAACAUAUGUUUCGUUGUAAUUUGGAUAUAUCAACAAAGUUGAAAUGGUAAAUU